Messenger RNA from Penicillium arizonense, 4446 nucleotides. RefSeq lists its product as uncharacterized. Lineage: Eukaryota; Fungi; Ascomycota; Eurotiomycetes; Eurotiales; Aspergillaceae. Bases 1 to 4446 code for a protein of 1481 amino acids. Gene Ontology annotation, biological process: regulation of transcription by RNA polymerase II. Gene Ontology annotation, cellular component: mediator complex. The transcript has 4 exons. Gene Ontology annotation, molecular function: transcription coregulator activity. The record is from RefSeq and is a predicted model, not a curated record.
AUGAAUCCGGGAGAGUUCGCCAACCCGGGCGCGGGACCUGGCCGGCCAGCCCUGCCCGUUGGGAUGAGGCCUAUGAAGGCGAACAUGCAACCACAGAAGAAUGAGAAUAUACAGGCUAUUAUGAACCAUGUCGCCUCAGUAAUACAAAAUCAGGGACCUCAUGGUGGUUGGAAGGCCACGGUUCAGGUAAAGGACCGCGCCAUGCACAUUUAUCAAAUGAUCUCUUCCCUUCGUCUUAUUCAACCUAGCAUCGGUCUCAGCCAAGCAGCCCAGGCGGCCAUGAGUUUUGAGUCGAAAGCCUUCUCCAAAGCCAAUGAACGAGAUGAUUAUGAGAAGGAAUGCACCGAAAAGCUUCUUCACAUCAAAGACACACGAGAGAGACAAGCCGCGGUCGCCUACCAAACUGGAAUGAUGCCCCAGACGGGCGCUGUCCAAAAUCAGAUCCCUGUCGGUUUCCCGCAACAAAUGAAUCAGAACAUGCAAAACUCCCCUGUUCCCGGCCAGAACCAAAUGGCAAUGGGAAUGAAUAAUGCUGCCCUCCAGCAGCAGCAACAGCAGCAGCGACAACAGCAACAGUCUCAGGCGAUGCUUCAGCAACAGGCGCAACAACAACAGCGCACCCAACAACGUCCUGCAAAUGGCAUCCCCCUACCCGACGACCUCAACACCUUAUCCCCUCAGGACCUCGAUCAUGUUUCUCGACUGGCAAACGAGAUGCUGAGCAAGACUUCCCCCGAAGACAUGGAAAAGAUCAAGCUGAACUUGUCAAACAUGACCCCCGAACAGCGUCAAUAUCUGGCAAGAAAAAACCUUGAUCCGAUGACCUAUUUCUUCCGCUCUCAGGCACUCGGUCAGAUCAGACGUCAUCGUCGCGCCCGUGCAGAAAUGGGACGCACUCAAAACGCUGGAAUGGACCCCAAUGGCAACAUGAUGGGUGACCCCAUGAUGAAUUCCCAACAGCAGCGACAGGCGUUCCAGAAUAUGCUGAACCUUCAGCGUAAUAAUGCAUUCCCUGGUAACCCUGGCCAGUCGAUGGAGCCUCCGAACUUCAUGGGCAACGUGGAAAACAUCCAAGGACAGCAGGCAGAUGGCCUACGCUCACAAGAAGCUGGCCAGCUAGUGGUUCCUGCAAGUUCAUCGCAAAUGAACCAGGCACCAUUCCCAAACAACAACCACAAUAACAUGUUCCCGCAACAAAUGGGCCAGAAUGGCCAGGCAAACAUGAACGGCGACAAUGUCAACGCCCAGGCCCAAUUCCUUGCUCAGCAGCAGCAUAUGCAAGGCGGCUCCAAUGUUCCCCAGGAUCGAAUGCAGUUCCAGGCCCAGGCCCAGGCCCAGGCUCAGGCGCGUGCACAGGCGGCUCAGAAAGCUCAGAUGGCAAUCUCAGGUCAAGGUGGCCAGGCGAACCCCCAAGGACAGUCACAACUCACUGGCCAGAGUCCCGGCAUGCCGAUGCUGAACCAACCGAUGGCACCCGGUCAGAUGUCGCCAGUUCAGGUCCCUGCUCAAACGCGACCACCCUCCCGUGCUCCGAACAUGGGUCAGCACCCUGGUGGUGUUCAAGGACAGGCUGCAAUGCAAGGUCGUCCACCAAUUCCUCCCAAUAUCCCGCCACAUGUCCGAGAACAACUUGCCCGUAUGACCCCAGAACAGGCCCAAGCUUUUAUUUUGAACCAACAGCGUCGGGCUGCUCUUGCAAGCAAUAUGGCUCGAAAUUCCGCCCAACAACCCGGCUCUCUACAGCAAAACCAAACCCAGCCAGGCCAACCCCAGCAGAUGAUCAAUAAUCAAAUGGGCAAUGCCAUGAUGAGAGGCUCGAUGAACGUCCCUCAGGAUUUGAACCCCGGAGGACUACCCCAAGGCCAGCAGCUGACCCCGCAGCAGCGUCAACAACAGCAGAACGAAAUGUUCAAGCUCCAACUGCUGCGACAGCAAAACAAUGGAGUGGAGAUGACCGCUGAUCAGAGCAAGCAAAUGGACCGUGUGGCGUUCCCACCGUCGAUUUUGAACAUGAACGGCACCUCAAUGCAAGUACCUAAGAACAUCAAGAAUUGGGGCCAACUCAAACAAUGGGCUGCAUCAAACCCUGGAGUUUCAAGACCUAAUGAUGUGUCCCGGCUUAUGAUGCUCCAGAAGCUUCACCUGGGUCAAUUGCUUUCAUCUGGUACCGGUCUAGUCAAAGACCCGAAUACACCAGCUCAACAGGCAACCCCCUUCCAGAGCACCCAGAACCAAUUUCCGAAUCCCCAGGGCUUCCCUGUCGGUCAGCAACAACCUACCCCUAACAUGGCGGGCAUGCGGCCGAUUUCCGCCCAAGACAUUCAAAUAGCGCGUCAGAAGCUGGGACCCCAGUCAGCCAACUUCAGCGAUGAACAGAUCCGCGAAAUUCUGCACCGGAACCGUCAAAGGCAAUUAUUGCAGGCCGCGCAAAGCCGAGCUAUGCAAAUGGAAGGAAACAUGCCGCCUGGGCAGCAAGGCCAACCGACGACGCAACCCCCGUUCCCUACAGCCCAAGCUGUCCCUCAACCUAAACCACAAGCUCCUCAGCAGACACAGCAGCCUGCAGAUCCACAAUCAUUGAACGCAAAAUCCCAAGCCACGGCCACAGCCAAAAAUGCCAAGGCCGUUACCGGGAAACAGGCGUCAAAGAAGCGACCCAGCACAGAUGAUACUGCUGACGCCAGAGCCAUGGCUACUCCCCAACAGAGCCAGCCUGCAAUGGCUCCGGGUGCAGGGACUGGCCCUUCCAGGCCAGGACUCCCAUUUACGCAAGAACAGCUUUCACAGAUGACUCCCCAGCAGCGAGCCCAGGUGGAUGCGCACAUUUGGAGGCAACAACAGGCUCAACCCAAGAUUCUUAGCAGAGCUGCCGCCGAGGAAGCGUGGAACAAGAACCUGCCACCUCAAGUCAUGGAGGUUUACAAUGAGAUCUCCAAGGCCGCCCCACCUGCAAAGCCACUGCCCAUCAGUCCAGAGGACAAGAUCUCAAUGACAAACCAAUUGCGUGAAUCCUUGCAGGUCCUUGGUCGGUUGGAUGCUCUGGUGCAAUGGUAUGCGAAAGUGCCAGGCCAGGAGAAGAACGUCAGAAAUCUUCUCGCUAUGCGCAUCCAACUAAUGAGACAGUUCAAGCCUUCGCAAGAUUGGGUUGUUAAUGAUCAUUUCACAAUCACCAAUGAUUAUCUUCACGGCGCUGUCAUGUUCAUGAAAAGGCUGUUCCAGUUGAUGCUUACCCGUAUACAACAACAGAGCCAGCGUUCCAACGCUUCUCAACCUCCUGCUUCCACCGCGCCAACUGCCCAAGGCAACAUGCCUGCACUAAAUGCCACCAAUUUGCAACAGCUGCAGGCACAGGAAGAAGCUCUCCAGCGAGCUCGGCGCGCCUCGAGUCAGUCUGCUACCGUUCCACCUGCGCCUUUUGGUGCUCCAUCACCAUCAGGAGUCCCUCAUGCCUAUGGCCCAGGAGGACUUGCCCCCGAAAACCUUAAACUGCCUCCCCCGAAAAGACGGAAGCAGUCUCAUGCUGGUAUUGCAUCGUCUCCAAUCCAGGCUAACGCGGCUCCUGUGGCAGCCGCGAAGUACAACAAAGCAGUCGCGGAUGCCAAAUCGACAGCUGCAGCGUUGGCGGGUGCUUUCAAGUGCAGUGUGGUUGAAUGUCAACACCACUACCAAGGAUUCCCCACUCAAGUGGCCUUGGACAAGCAUGUUGAGGAAAGCCAUCAACCAGAGGAGGAGGAAGUCAUCGAUGACUAUCUCAAAUAUUACCAUGAAAGCAUUUCGAUCGGUUUGGGAUUGAAUCCCAACGACCCUCAAGUCCCACAGGUCGCCACAGCCGGAUUCGCACCACUUUCCACCAAGAUCAGCGCUGCGGCAUCUCCUGCGAAACAAAGCAUUGCUACUCCUGUUCUUGGAAACAUGACUCCUAUGGCCCGAGUCACCAGCCAACUCGGAGGCAAGACCGCAUCUCCUUCUACGUCAACCCAGCUGCUCACCCCGCAGCAGUCAGCUAAGGGGGUGAAGUCUGCUGGCAAGGAUGGAAAGAAGGAUGCUGGUAAGUUUGCUUUGGAGGAUAGCGAGCAAAAGGACCCAUGGGCGGACUGUCCCACUUCGCUUGACGCCCUCCAUGACACCUUCUCGAACCUGGCGAGCAAGGACUUGCCUCACCUGGGCUACGACCCGCUUGAGGACUUCAAUAUCAACGAAGCCACCCCAGAGGAUGAUUGGCUCGCCCUUGGUACUCUCACUCCCCCUGACGAGGUCGACCAAGCCACAUUCAUGGAUAAAUUCUAUGAACCCUGGGAUGAGGAGACCAUUGCAUUGGCUGCGGCCACAAUCCGCAUUCCGCCCGAUAUUCAGGUCAAGAGCGAAGGCUCUAUGGGUCAACUUGAAGUUGAUUGGGAUGCCGUUGCCCGUUACGACAAGGAAGGCAUUCCCAUUCCCAUGACUUAA